AUGAAGCGACCGAUAGGAUUAUGGACGAAAGUUGCCGGAGAUCCGGUUGAGAUUCGAGACACACUGACUAUCAACUCCGAUCAAUUUAAUAAUCAAUGGCUUAUUGAUACUUUUUCGACGUUUGAUGGUGAAAGAAUACCGGAACGUGUGGUACACGCCAAGGGUACAGGAGCCUUCGGCUACUUCGAAGUCACGCACGAUGUCUCCAAGUAUACAUACGCUGAUGUGUUCAAUGGAAUAGGAAAGAAAACACCAUUGGUCGUCAGGCUGUCAUCUGCAUUACAAGGUUUUGGUGGAUCUGAUCUCGGCAGAGAACUGAGAGGCAUGUCCAUUAAGUUCUACACGAAAGAGGGUAACUUAGAUAUUUUAUGUCUCUCGAUACCUGUUUACCUCUACAGAGACCCGAUGUUCUUUUUAAACCUGGUACAUGCUUUUAAGAGAAAUCCUCAGACCCAAAUGUUCGAUUUCACGGCACAGUGGGAUUUAAUGACGCUGAGACCCGUAAUCAACCAUAAUCUCUUCUGGACGUUCGCUGAUUAUGGUAUACCAGAUGGCUACAGGCGGAUGGAUGCUUUCCCCAUUCACACUUAUGAACUUUCAAAUAAGCAUGGGGAGACACAUUAUGUGCGAUUCAACUUUAGAACAGAGCAAGGUAUCGCAACACUCACAACUGCUCAAGCGGCCGCUAUUCAAGCUACAGAUCCGGAUUACUUUAACAGAGAUUUAUACAACGCCAUAGAUGCAGGAAACUUCCCUGCUUGGAGACUAGAACUUGACGUAAUGACUCCGCAUGAUAUACAAAAACUGGAUUACGAUCCGUUUGAUGUUACCAGACUCUGGAAGAAUGGCACAUUCUUCACUGUGCCCGUUGGUCGACUGGUACUAAACAAAAACGUUGAAAAUCAGUUCAGAGACGUUGAACAAGGAGCGUUUAAUCCCGGUCAUUUAGUACCUGGUAUUCCUGGUCCAGUUGACUUUUUGUUCCGCGGUAGAAGAGCAUUCUAUAGGGACACUCAAAAUUACCGUCUGGGAAGAAACCACAACAACAUUUUAGUGAACAUGCCAUUGUACGAGAAGACGUAUGUACGAGAUGGAAGACCACCAACUCACUUUAACAUGAAGAACGCUCCCAACUAUUAUCCUAAUUCAUUCAAUGGACCAGUUCCAUAUGUGGAUGAAAGGAGACCAAAGAAGAAGUUACAAGUAUUAGAAAACAAUGCUAUUGAUUUGGAACCAUUGUGGUAUUUCUACAACUUUAUUCUAGAAGAUGAAGCCCACAGGCAGAGGUUUAUAGAUAAUAUUGUCAUGUCACUUGUGCCUGUGACACCACCGGUGGUACAGAGAGCUAUAAAACUUUUACAUUUGGUUGAUCAAGAUUUAGGGAAUCGUGUGAGGGUUGGUUAUCAAAUAGCGUUAGCACAAGCAAUGGCUGAGCAAGCGGCGGCCCAGGCUACUCCUCCGCCAAUGACACCUCUCAGAAAUGUCCCAACAGCUGAAGCACCUCCCGAACAUGACUACCCGAAAAGUAUUUACAAAUUAAGUAUUCAUUAA
Molecule: messenger RNA, 1551 nt
Organism: Spodoptera frugiperda (fall armyworm)
Lineage: Eukaryota; Metazoa; Arthropoda; Insecta; Lepidoptera; Noctuidae
Product: catalase-like
Exons: 2
Coding region: 1-1551 (516 amino acids)
Biological process (GO): hydrogen peroxide catabolic process; response to hydrogen peroxide
Cellular component (GO): cytoplasm; mitochondrion; peroxisome
Molecular function (GO): catalase activity; heme binding
Source: RefSeq, a predicted model, not a curated record